AUGAAAAUCUUGAGACAAAAAUCAAAGCAAGGUCGAUUCCAAGAUGCCGAAUUCGCUUCUCAGGCCAUCUAUGCAGCCCUUCACCUCAUCGGUCUUCACCACAAUACUAUCCUGCGUCGUGCUGCACGUCAACAUGCACAGGAAACCCACACUCAAUUGACAGAAGAAACAAAGUUUAACAAAUAUUUUCUUUACUGGACUAAUCGGUCUGAGAUCUACAAAAGAACAUCUGCACUAUUGUCAGUCAUUCAAUAUACUCAGGUGUUGACAGAGAUGGCUGUGAUGAAGCAAUGGGGUAAAAAAGCUCAAUGGCGUUGGAUUGCUUCGGUUGAGUCAUUAAAGGCGAUAUUAAAGCUCAUUGUCCUGCAUGUGACGUCUCAUCGUAUGAACUUAUCACCCACCCACUUACAACGCAACGUGGAUCCAGCUACCUUGGUGCCAACCAUAGCACCAAAGGAACCAACUACCUGGACAGCCAAGCGUACAGGCAAACAGGUUCCUGGAAUUGCAUCUACCGUCUCUCUUGAUCCAAAAACCCAAAAGAAAUACACUGAUGUUACAGAUUAUCUGCUGUCUAAAGUCCUCACACCAGAAAAAUUACGCAAACCAGAAGACAUGGUUCACACAUUGUCACCUCUUGGACGUCUAGGUGAAAUACUGGCCAUUUUGAGACCAUUGAUCUACGUGUUUUCGAUUCUUCGAUUUGGCAAACGAUCAUGGACACCUUGGAUUCUUUCCCUCUUGGCUGAGAUUGGGUCUCAAUUGGCCCUUUACAAGUCAUUCAAUACCGAUGGCAAUCCCUCGAUGAUGCCACUCGAGAAACAAGAGUUCUAUAGACGUAUACGCGCAAUGUGGUACAACCUCUUGAGAGGCGCAUUCUACACGUACAUCACACGACCUCGCUUUGAAAGAUUCUGCAAUUCUGUCGAAAACAAAACACUCAUGUCUAUCCCAGGAAGUAUCUUGCGAGACUAUCUCCCUCUGUGGGAAAAGAUCUAUUUCUACACCUCUUCUUCGUAA
Molecule: messenger RNA, 1020 nt
Organism: Phycomyces blakesleeanus NRRL 1555(-)
Lineage: Eukaryota; Fungi; Mucoromycota; Mucoromycetes; Mucorales; Phycomycetaceae
Exons: 7
Coding region: 1-1020 (339 amino acids)
Biological process (GO): peroxisome organization
Cellular component (GO): peroxisomal membrane
Source: RefSeq, a predicted model, not a curated record